This is a messenger RNA of Cebus imitator (Panamanian white-faced capuchin), 1599 nucleotides long. RefSeq lists its product as uncharacterized. Lineage: Eukaryota; Metazoa; Chordata; Mammalia; Primates; Cebidae. The record is from RefSeq and is a predicted model, not a curated record. The transcript is spliced from 3 exons. The coding region runs from base 1 to 1302 and encodes 433 amino acids.
AUGGUAGUGCUGCCGGAAGCUGGUCCGCACUGUCGUACGCCCAGCUGGGCAACGUUUGCGCUGCCAGGAGCAGCCGUGGCUAGCUAUUGUGGUCGUAAAGUCGAAUGGCCCUCUUGUAAAAGUCAUGUGAAAGGGGCAGUUCUACCUCCUGAUGAGAAGCAAACCAGGGAGACUGUGCUAUCCUCACUGCCUUCCCACUCGCAGAUACCUCUUUUUGCCAGCCCUGGGUGGAGCAGUGGGAAAGGAAUAGGGGAUACCAGAAAUGCUGCUUUGGAUGGUGAGGUGGCCUCAGUCUGUGCUAAGGCAGCAAGUAUGGGAGUGGAGCAAGUGUCCCCAAGAGUCCAGGAGCGCCCCCCCAGACGGGUGUGCUGGAGGGCUCGGGCACGGGGACGAGAGAGAAUUCCUGCCUUCUGGCUGGGAGCAGGGAGGCGGUGUGGCGGGGCAGGGGGCAACGUGCCAGUUUUCUCUCUGAUUAAUGAUGCUCACGCUGCUGCGCGUGGCUCAUGCGCUUUGUCUCCAGCCUUAGGGCUGGCGGAGAACAGCCCAGGGAACGAGUGGUACCGCGGUCGCCCGGCGCACCCAGCAGGUGCCAUCCCUCUGGAUGGGCCAGUUCUGGAUGCUCCCCAAGGGACAGAGGCCGCGACACCGCCAGGCGCCCGGCUGCGGCCACCUCCCGGGUGUGGCGGGUCUGGGGCCCGGGGUCUCCGGCCGGAGCAGCUGCAGAGCCACGUGCAACACGCGCGUUGCUCUCAGCCCGGGCUGGGACCGGACGCAUCCGGGGCUGCUGGGAGGAGCCGGGCGCCGCCCCCGGCGGCAGUGCCAGCCGCGUGGGAGGGCACGGACCGGCGGAGGGGCAGACGACGGAGGCGGCCAAACAGGAGGAGCGGGACCGAGGGAUCGGCCGAGGCUGGCUGGCUAGGGGUGGGACUGGCAGCGCCACGGACAGGUGGGAGCAGCCAGACAGCCCGAGAGAGGGAGCCCAGAACGCAGCGAGAGCGAGAGCGUGAAGUAGGCAGGGAGAGGCGCCCGGAGAGACAGACAGCCGCACGCGCGCGCCUCCUCCCUCCACGCGCCCUCCUCGCACCGUGCGCGGCGGCCAGGAGCGCAGAGUGGGAGAGGACCGUGGGCACAGGAGGCCGGAAGAGGGACGCUGCGUUGCUGGCGGGACGGAGGGAUUCGGACGGACGGACGGACCAGCGCACAGACUGGCAGCCUGCGAGAGGGGCAGCUUCGAGAGCAGAGCGCAGGCUAGCGGGAAUCCCGCGCGGAGCUGCUGGUCGGACCGACAGACGGUCGGACUGACAGACGCGCAGACGGACAGAAGGGCAGACGGGAGGCGGGGGCGCGUUCACUCCCCGCGGCCGGCCAGGCGGAGCAGGCGGCGGUGGUACCUUCUGAGCGCGCCCGGAGCGGAGACCGGCGGCAGCAGGUGCAGCGGGGACGCCAGCCGCGACCGAGCCCGCCGCCGCAGCCCUGGCUGCCACAGCUGUGCGGAACUCCAGCCGACACUGCAGAAAGCUCCGUUUACUAGCAGUUAAAUAAAUCAACCAAAAUCCAAACAAACAAACAAACCCAACAACAACAAAGCCAAGCCAAAAG